Caenorhabditis elegans is the source of this 1255-nucleotide messenger RNA. RefSeq names its product Nucleotid_trans domain-containing protein (gene Y45G12C.1). Bases 2 to 1138 code for a protein of 378 amino acids. NCBI's taxonomy places the organism in Eukaryota, Metazoa, Nematoda, Chromadorea, Rhabditida, Rhabditidae. The transcript is spliced from 9 exons. The record is from RefSeq and is marked reviewed.
AAUGAUGAUCACAAAACGAAUGAUAAAAAUCACAUUUCUUAUCAAUGACACAAUGAAGGCAAAGACUGUGCUCUCCUACGCCACAUUCAGUUUCAUAGCGCUGCUUUUGUUUUGCUAUAAAACUAAUAAAACAACUUAUAUCAAAAAUCCUAAAUUCAAAAUUUUGGAAGCUUCAACGCCUGCGCUUCCAAUUGAUAAAGAAUGCGAAUGUAUCUCAAGUUGGACUGGGAAAUCUUAUGAUUUUUGUUAUAGAAAUCCAAAGAAUGCUACACUUGUUGGAAAACGGUUCAAUUGCACUUGGUUGAGCACUUUGGAGGAUUUAAAACUUGUCGGACUACAUGAACAGAGCCUGGUUGACCUGUACGAGUAUGAAAAGAACGAUUCAGAUGUUAUUUUUGUAUCUGCAACUUCAAGAGACCAUCUGGCGAACUUCAAUUCGAUGUAUGCUAUUGUAAAACACCACUGGCCACGGCAAAAGCUGAUUUUAUACUCCUUGGAUUUAACUGACAAAGAUAUACUUGACAUUGAGAAAGAACCAAAUGUUAAAGUUCGAAAAUUCGAUUACUCCAAGUACCCGAAAUAUGUAAAGAAUUUGAUGGAGUACCGGUUCAAGGCACUAAUUUUGGCGGAAGCUAUUCGAGAUUUUCAAAAUGUUUGGUGGAUUGAUGCACAUACAAAAUGGUUCCACCCAAAGCCAUUGGAUACCAUUUAUGAAAAUUUGGCUGAAUGUGUGAAUGAUGCUGCUUGUGAGAAGAAAUCCUCAAUCCAGAUGUUCAUUAAUUCGACACACAGUAACUACGCCGUCCUUAACAGAGGACUUUUGGACUAUUUUCCAACUUUUGAUAUAGAUGAUUUGAAGUCCAAUGAAAAAAGCCUACAAUUAUCUGCAAUGCUGGUUUAUUUAGCGAGAACUCAGUUUACGUUAGAUAUUCUGAAAUGGCACACACUCUGCGCUCUCGAAGAAAAGUGUAUGAAGCCGCCUGGAGCAAAACUGAAGUGUGACACCAUCCCUGAAUGGAAUCAUUAUGCAGGAUGCUUCCGAUACGAUCAAUCAUCGAUCAAUAUUCUACUGUUUAAUCAUUUUCGAGAUCAUAACCACUAUUUCAUGAAUCCUGGCACUGUUCUACGAACGUAUUAGAAAAUUUUUGAAUUCGCUCAUGAAACUUUUGCGGGGGUUUUUUUUUCAAUCUGGUAUAAUGCAAUAGUAAAUUUUUAAAUUUAUAGUCAUUUAAUAAAUAUGUUUUUUUUUCAAAAU